AUGGGUAGCUCAUCGAUAGACUCUGGGGAAGGUGAAAUUUCUUCGUCAAAAAAUGGACAUGGAAAUUUAAAAUCGAUGCCGAUAGUUUCGUCAUUGGUAGAUUCCUCAUCUCAGUCUCUAGCUGGUUACGAUUCAUACGCUACGGAUAAUUCUCAGGCCCUUGAUCGGUUUGGUAAUACAGACGAUUCUGAUUUCAUGAGUGGGAAGCGAAAACUUUACGAAAUAAUGAUUGGCGAUGAUCAUCUCAAUUCUAGGAAAGAUGACAGUUUUUUCACAGUUGAGCUAGAAAAGCUUUCUGAAGACAAGGUAAUAGAUAUUUACCGCAAAUGUGGCGGUAAUGGUUUUGCUGUCAGUCUCAAGCCAUAUUUAGUGGACUUACUGAAGCGAAGGGAGAACUUUCAGUCAGUUGUAGAUAUGUUUGCUUUGGCGGUUCACAAGGACAAUAAGCAAACAAGACCGAAGAAGACUACUACAAUUCCUCAUCUGCUCUUGGAGUUAACUCCCAAAGAUAUUUUUAUUGCUUUGUUAGAGGUAAUGCCCGAUGCAGUCCACAGUCGUCUUGUGUCUCUCUAUUCGAGUCUGUAUUGCGCUGUUCCGGUAGCUUACGUUCUGCAACUUCCUAGAGGCGACGUCCGAACAGUCAUUAACUUCAAAUCUCUUCAAGAUGUUCUCGCAGUCCCAAGUUAUCCACUCGUCGUAUCAUGUGGUACAACAAACGCUGUACGGAAAGGAAAAUCAACAUUGAUGGGGAAGUUGGUAGGACAACUAAAGACUACGUCAUUGAGUUUUCAUUCGUUUGAUGUGUGCUCUGACGAAGGUGAUGGCGAGCUGUGUCAUUCCCCUUCUAUUGAUCUUUUGCUUGAGAUCAAAUCUAACGUUCAAUGCGGUCUCAACUUUGCAGAUGUUCACGGGUUUACGAAGGAGAAAACGUUUUGUCAUGCUUUGUCAACUCUUUGCUCGGUCGCAGCUCUAGUACUUGUUCACGUGACUGCUAAUGACUUUGGUCCUAGGGGUUCUCUUGGUCAUAGUUUGCGGUCGUUUGUACUAAACAGUUGUAAACUUCUUUCCGCAAACGCGGAAAUUGUUAUUUUUGUUCGUGAUGUUCCCAAUAGUACCAAAAUGUCUGCUUCCUUUCCACAACCGUCACAGAUUCGUCAGUCGUUAAGAGAGAUUCUUCCCAAUAGAACGGCACAAGUUGUGCUCGUCGAAGACCUUGCCAAUUGUCGCGCUAAGAGGCAACGACAGAUGACUGUCAUAAGUAUUGGAGAUCAGAUGGCACCGAUAUUUCGUAACCUGAAGAAACGAUUACCCUGUUCAGAAGUUGUUGAAGAGCGUUUUGUUUCUUGCUGCUCCGGACAAGCUCGUAAUCUAGUUUCACACAGAAGAGAGUCUUCCAAGUUAGACGGAUUUUCUUCUUUAGGGAGAAAAACGUAUGAGGCUCUUGAAGCAAGCAAACAGGAGGGAGGCGAGAUUGCUAACCGACUUUUUCCUCUAACAGCGAUUUACGCUGCAAAGGCUAAUAUCAUUCACAGGCGAAAACAACUCUGUGAAAAUAGAAAUAAAGAGAAGGGCAACGGAGUUGACGUAGAAUUAGUAAAACUACAAAACGAGGAGGCAGAGUUGGACACUCGAAGGCAAACGAUUUCUUCGAUAUCUCGUCCAGUCGAGCUAUUCCGUAGUCUUGUUUCAGACAAAAAUCACCACCAAUUGGCAGAAUUUCAACAUUACUUGGAGGUGUGGAAAGCGCAAUAUAUCGACCCUCUCCUUGAGAAAAGACGAGAGCUGAUGAAACAAAUGAAACCAAUCAAACGCACAGAUGAAAAGGAAAGUAAAGAGCAAACUCAACAUACAAUAGCUAGUGUCGAACGCGAGCUGAAGGAAAUUUCCUCUCGUAUUGACCAGUUUGACAUAUCGCUAGAUUCCUUCUGGAGCGAGUUGAUGGAACUUUGUGCUUUACGAGAAAACGAUACGACAGUGAAUGUUCAUUUGAGAAAACUCCGUCUAGAUCCACAGUUGACUAAGCAAGUUUACACGCAAUGUGUAUUGGAAGGUUACCCUAUUCAGUUACUUCGAGGAAAUCCGUUACAGAUGACUGCAAGCACGUUUAUAGAAGAUAUAAUGAAACAACUAGGAAUUGAGUUGAAGAACAGAAGUAACUUGCUUGUUGUAUCAGUUAUAGGCGCGCAGAGUUCUGCUAAGUCUACAUUGCUCAAUUACUUGUUUGGUUGUGGGUUUGCUACAAGGGCGGGAAGAUGCACGAAAGGUUUGUAUGCUUCAUUCGUACGCAUAUCGGACGGAAGAUAUCUUUUAGUUCUUGAUUCGGAAGGGCUUUUGUCUUUGGAAGGAGGUGGUCACGUGUUUGACGGUCAAAUUACGGUGAUGGCUAUGGCUUGUUCCGAUGCCGUUAUAGUGAAUCAUAAGGGAGAAAUUUCCUCGCAGAUGAGAAAACUAUUAGAAGUUUGUUUGUACGCAAUGGAUUAUCUGAAGGUGGCCGACAUGCGACCAGAAAUGAUGUUCGUUUUGCGAGACCAAAUAGAUCGUACCACUAAAGUACAAAGCGAUUCGCUAACACUGAUGAAGGAUAUGCUUAGAGAAGCAAUGGGAAAUGAAGAGAAGAACCUUGAUGAUCUCGUAUCUUUGAGACAAGACGCUAUAUUUCUUCUUCCAAGUGCAUUUUCUGAAGUAAAACUAGAAGGUCGGACGGUGAAAUUACCGACUGGUGUGUUUUCCGAAGAGGCGUUUUUUCUACGCAGAAAGAUACUGCAGUCUACGCUUGGCGAUCGUUCAACGUUAUAUCCGCGUGACGGCACUGACUCUCUCGUAAGCUGGUACAGUCACGCUUGUAUAGUGUGGACAACACUUACUGAGUUCGGUCACACAUUAUUGCAUUACAAAGCUCUGUAUGAAUUGAAUCUUCACAAACAGAUAAAUGAAAUCGUGACAUCUCUUGUGAAACAAGCUGAAGAGGAGUUUAAUGAUCAAGCAGGGACUGUUGUGAAGAAACUGACAAGACAAUUGCAAAAGGCCAAAGACAAAACAGUCGUCCAAGGGUAUGAUGUAACGUGUCGGACUGAUCUAGAAACUUUAAAGAAAACUAGCCAAGACAAAUUGGUUCGGGACUUUGAAGAAUGCACUCAAGCUGAGAAGUUCAACGAAGAUCUAAAGAAAGAAUUUCGUUUCAAAUUAACAACUCCACUUUCCUCUUCUUAUGACAUGAACAUCUACUCAUGGGGGAUACAACUUCAUUUGGCUAACGAAAGACUCAAUGUAGAGGAUUUUGAUCAAAGAUUUUACGAUCAACUUAAUGAAAAGUUGGAACGUACUGAAUAUCGAUCGCCAAUGUCCGCGUCUGAAGCAGCAAAGGUUUUUGAUGAACUGUGGAAACAGCAUGAAAUCGAACACAAAAAGCGUUUACUAGCAACAAGAAAGAGAGACUUUGACGUUGAGUUGGAUGUUGUGAGGACAUUUAGAGACGGUAUAUCAAGAAACCAACAUAACGAAUUACUGCACGCUGUCGCUCUUGAGUUUAGUUCAUCUGAAUUGUCAAAAUCAACAGACUUUGUUACUAACAGCGACGAGAUAUGGUUUAGGAAAUAUUUCAAAAUAAAUUAUUCUUUUGUCCAGAAGGCACAUAGAUAUGUAUUUUCAACAGAAGACAAAGGCUUAGCUAAAAGUCUCGCCGCAGUGCAGCAGCUGAAGAGUAAAGUGCACAAUCUACAGCAGAGACUCGUGAAUAGGAUUGAGUCACAAGAAGGUGGCGGGAAAUGCGACGCAACGAUUGCUACAGAUAUUGUUGUCUUGGCCACUGAUGAGGUUCUAAAGAUGGAGUCCGGUUUGCACACGUCUGAUAAGAGACUAAAGCUACAGCGAGCUCCAUUUAUUAACGAUCUUAUCGUUCAUUUGCAACAAGUAGCAUAUCGGGUAGUUUGCUCUGCUGAGAAUAAGCGCAUUUUAGAACAGGAAGAGGAGCUCGAACAAAAGAGAGCAAGUAGAAGAAAACACUUUAUUGACACAGCAAGUAACGAGGCUAACGAUGUAAAAUGCGCUGCAGCAUUUGCCGAAGAGUACAGUGAGCAACUGAAGUUAUGGGUAAAAAGCAAAGUGGGUGAAUUUGCAUCAGAAGUUAGCAAGAAAGUUUCUAAAGAAUUCCCGAAUCCAGAGAAGGCAGCAGAACGAGCGUAUUACAGCUCCUUUAAGGUAAACAACUAUGACGGAGUGUUAGAAUAUUGCAUUGAUGUGAACGCGUAUCUGAAAAAGUUGUUUAUGCAAAUGUUUGAAGAAAUCAAACAGGGGGCAAUAGACAAGAACAAGUACGAACUUAGAGACAGCAUUUCUGCCAUGUACGCGAUGUUAGAGGAUGCUGCAGAACGUUGGAAACAAAGCGGUCCAACUACGAGUCAUGGUUUUAUUGAUGACUUUAAAAAUCAUCUGACAAAGCGUACCAAGGACCCUUCUGAGGUUGGUGAUAGGGACUUGCUAGAGACUGCAUUGGUCUGGUUUCCACCAAUGAAUAACUUUCCUAUUACACGAAUUGACAUAUUUUGUGAACGGUUUAAGCGUAGGGUGAAUGAGCUGCUACACGAAGUACUUGAUCAUUUGGACGGAAUGGUGACGACCAGCAUGAGUGAUCAAUGUUCACGACUUUGGGCAACAGUAAAAGGAUGUCGAUCCAAGUGUCCACUUUGUGGUUCAAAAUGCUCACUCGUGUACGAGCACCCAGAUCAUUAUUGUGCUCAUCAUAUUUUCCCUGCUUUUCACGGAACCAAGGUGCGCGAUUUGAAACACCCAGUGUUCGACAUGUGUCUUAGCACAAGCAAUGCCAACAGUGGGUGGUAUAGAGGCGACGAUCCACCGCUGCCCAACCUUAAGGAGUAUCUUGAAUAUUACGAUGAUUAUCGACCAUGGAAGAAGUUUAUUGUUUCUAAUCCACGUCUAGAACAAGAGCCACCAGCAGAACAGAUUCAAGCGUGGGUUGUUUGCAGAAAACCUCUUUUGAAAUAUUGGGGUUUGGUGAACAAAACUCCAGAGGAUUGGCUACUGUUCGAUAAUGGUAACCCGUUGGAUGAAAACGAAUGUUACAAUGCAGAAGCUAGACUGAAGAAGUAUCGAGACAUUUAGAUGGCAAAGUUAUAAGAAUAAUUUCAGAGGACACGAGCGCAUGAUAUGCAUAGUUCAUGCAGCGAUUGUUAGCUAGUCACGUGUUUUUAGUGAUGCUCUUGUUGCCUCUUAUCUUAGCUUUGAUGUUAUGGAAGCUUUGUGUGCAGUUAGUUGCUGUCGAUUAACGUAUAACUAUGGUAUGACAUCAUACGAUUAGAUGACUUGAGUGUGACU
This is a messenger RNA of Corticium candelabrum, 5331 nucleotides long. RefSeq lists its product as uncharacterized. Lineage: Eukaryota; Metazoa; Porifera; Homoscleromorpha; Homosclerophorida; Plakinidae. The transcript has 3 exons. Bases 1 to 5118 code for a protein of 1705 amino acids. Gene Ontology annotation, molecular function: GTP binding. The record is from RefSeq and is a predicted model, not a curated record.